This is a messenger RNA of Pistacia vera, 525 nucleotides long. RefSeq names its product far upstream element-binding protein 3-like. NCBI's taxonomy places the organism in Eukaryota, Viridiplantae, Streptophyta, Magnoliopsida, Sapindales, Anacardiaceae. Gene Ontology annotation, cellular component: cytoplasm. The record is from RefSeq and is a predicted model, not a curated record. The coding region runs from base 1 to 525 and encodes 174 amino acids. Gene Ontology annotation, molecular function: mRNA binding. Gene Ontology annotation, biological process: regulation of gene expression. The transcript has 5 exons.
AUGGACAAGGUUUAUGCAGAUGUCAAGCGAAGUCCAGUGCCUUUAGCCAUACCCGUUUCGUAUGGUGGCUUCCAGGGUGGAAUCGGAACAAGUAAAAAGAUCGAGAUACCAAAUAUCAGGGUUGGUGUAAUCAUUGGCAAACGUGGAGAGACAAUCAAAUGCCUUCAACUUCAGUCUGGAGCAAAGAUUCAAGUAACUCGAGACACAGAGGCAGACCUCAAUUCUCCAUGUAGGAUGGUGGAGCUUAUGGGUACUCCAGAACAAAUUGCUAAGGCAGAACAGCUUAUUAAUGAUGUUCUUGCUGAGGCUGAAACAAGGGGAUCUGGUAUAGUUGCUCGGAGGCUAAUUGGACAGGCUGGAUCAGAGAGUUUUGUGAUGAGAAUUCCAAACAACAAGGUUGGUCUAGUAAUCGGUAAAGGAGGUGAAACUAUCAAAAAUAUGCAAGCCAGGACUAGGGCUCAGGUGAUACCUCACUGCCCCCUGGCGAACAUCAACAAGAAGGACGGUACAGAUAGAUGGGUCUAG